Molecule: messenger RNA, 915 nt
Organism: Prunus persica (peach)
Lineage: Eukaryota; Viridiplantae; Streptophyta; Magnoliopsida; Rosales; Rosaceae
Exons: 1
Coding region: 1-915 (304 amino acids)
Source: RefSeq, a predicted model, not a curated record
AUGAUUAUUGAUGAUAAUCCCAAUGAUAGUGCCGGUGAAGCAAAUAAGAUUCAAAGGGAAAUGCUUACUUUUCAGUUUGUGUUUCACCUAUUCUUAAUGAAGGCUAUAUUGGGACUCACAAAUGAUGUGUCACAAGCAUUGCAAAAGAAAGAUCAAGAAAUUGUGAAUGCAAUGGCUUUGGUGAAAUCAUGCAAGAAAAAGCUACAUUGGAUGAGGAAUAAUGGGUUUGAUGCAUUGGUUGAAGAGGUGUCUUCAUUUUGUGACAAACAUCAUAUUGAUGUUCCUAACAUGGAUGAGGCCUUCGUACUUCCAAGGAGGUCAAGGCACAAUGCUCCAAUAAAGACAAAUCGUCAUCAUUAUCGUGUGGAGCUCUUUAUUUAUGUCAUUGAUGAGCAACUCACGGAAUUAGAUGAUCAUUUUAAUGAGGUAAAUACUGAGUUGCUUAUUUGUUUGGCAUGUUUGAGUCCGAAUGAUUCAUUUGUAGCUUUUGAUAAACAAAAGCUACUUCUUCUUGCUCAAUUUUAUCCUCAAGACUUUUCGGAUGGGGAUCUUUUGGCAUCUGAUGAUCAACUUGAGCUUUAUAUUCAUUAUGUGAGUUCGAGUAGUGAUUUCUCUGACUUGCAAGGGAUUGGUGAUCUUGCAAAAAAAAUAGUGGAGACAAGGAUGCAUCGAGCAUUCAAUUAUGUGUAUUUGCUUAUUACAUUGGCUCUAGUUUUACCGGUUGCUACUGCUUCAGUCGAAAGGGCAUUCUCCGUCAUGAAUAUUAUCAAAGGUCCACUUCGGAACAAAAUAGGAGAUCAAUGGUUGAGUGAUAGCUUGCUUGUUUAUGUUGAGAAGGAUGUUUUUGAUUGUAUUGAAAAUGAAGCUAUAAAUCUACGUUUUCAAAAUAUGAAACCUCGUCGUGGUCAAUUGUAA